Messenger RNA from Ustilaginoidea virens, 1020 nucleotides. RefSeq lists its product as uncharacterized. The record is from RefSeq and is a predicted model, not a curated record. NCBI's taxonomy places the organism in Eukaryota, Fungi, Ascomycota, Sordariomycetes, Hypocreales, Clavicipitaceae. Bases 1 to 1020 code for a protein of 339 amino acids. The transcript has 9 exons.
AUGAUAGUAGUGCGUCAAGACGCGGCUCCUCCCGAGGGAAGGGUCAUGGCUAUGACUGUAUCCUUGCUGUCGGCGAGUGUGUUGAGUUUGUUUUUCACGCAGAGAAUCUUGGCGAUUCGAUCCUGGGCCCGGCUUCCCAUUGUCGUGUGGUUGGUGUUUGCCAUCUAUGCCGACUCGUAUGUUUUUGUGUUUGCCACUGCGAUCCUGCAGCAUGCCUUGGGCGUCAGCCUGAGCAUAAAGACUUGUGACGCUGCGAUUCUUCUCUGUCUCGCAUGCUACGUGACCACCAAGUUUGUGUAUCUGUUUCUGGUCGAAAAAGCGCACAUUGUCCGCAGUACUCGGAAGAGAAGAAGCCGUUCCAAGCUGUACAUUUUCAACUCGUUGGGAAUGCUGGGCGUAUAUGCGGCCGUGGUAAUACUCAACUUUGUCUUCCGCAUAGCUAGAUUCCAGGACGGGCAGUGCAUCAUUGGCAUGAAGAGCUUGGCCAUGAUUCCGCUUAUAUCCUUUGAUGCAGUGGUAAAUGUGUACCUGACCAUGCUUUUCCUCAUCCCUCUGCGCAACCUAUAUUCCUAUAGAAACAUGCCGCACAGCCCGGCGAACACGAGGCUUCGAACUGUUGCGUUUCGAACCUUUUGCGGUUCUGUUUGCGCGCUUCUGAGCAGUAUAACUAACCUGUCUGUGCUCGUGUCGCUGGACGGAGAACCAGGCUGGAUAUGCCUGAUGAGCUGCAACUGCGACGUCUUGUUCUCUGCCAUUGUCAUCCAAUGGGUCACGUCCAAAGACAAUGCCGGUACGCGGAGCUCCUCACCGUUGAACAUCUGCCUCGACCAAAGGGGGCGGCAUCUCGGGCCAGGAUCGUGCCUGGGAUCCUUGGCGCCGUCCACGCCCGACAGCUCGCUCGCCACUGCCCAGGAAUGCGCCCAGGGCAACCUGUAUUUUCAAGGCAGGGCGAAAGGUCAGGAUGCUCGUGAAGCUGAGGAGGGGCGCGUCGUCAACCUUGCAGGCGAGCACGAGAUGUAG